Messenger RNA from Closterium sp. Naga37s-1, 270 nucleotides. The record is from the annotation of a GenBank genome assembly. Lineage: Eukaryota; Viridiplantae; Streptophyta; Zygnematophyceae; Desmidiales; Closteriaceae.
AUGGCGGGAAAAGCUGCGGCUCCUCAGGGGCUGCCCGAUGGGAUUGACAAAGACGAGAUCUAUGAGAUGGCAGCUCAACAAAUGGAGUAUCGAGUGAGCCUAUUCAACUCCAUGGUGGCAACCUGUUUUGACAAGUGCUAUGAGAAGAAGUACAAGGAGUCGGAAUUGAAUCUCGGAGAGACUAGCUGUGUUGACCGAUGUGUUUCCAAAUACUGGCAGGUGCGAGGGAUUAUUGGUCAAUACCUUGGAGUUUCUGGCAGUGGGAUGUAA